Onychomys torridus (southern grasshopper mouse) is the source of this 2032-nucleotide messenger RNA. RefSeq names its product four and a half LIM domains 2 (gene Fhl2). Lineage: Eukaryota; Metazoa; Chordata; Mammalia; Rodentia; Cricetidae. The transcript has 6 exons. Gene Ontology annotation, cellular component: nucleus; Z disc. Gene Ontology annotation, biological process: negative regulation of transcription by RNA polymerase II; negative regulation of calcineurin-NFAT signaling cascade. The record is from RefSeq and is a predicted model, not a curated record. Gene Ontology annotation, molecular function: transcription coregulator activity; transcription factor binding. The coding region runs from base 347 to 1186 and encodes 279 amino acids.
GGGUUCUCGAGGGCGGGAGCGGCGCAGGCUGCACUCCGCCCGCUCGCUGAGCUGCCGCCGCCACCACCUCCACCACCGCGCCACAGUCCGCUGGGUGCCCUAGACCCCGGCCCCGCCGUGCCUGAGCACUCCUGCCGCCGCCCAGGCCAGAGCCGGGCCUGGUACACAAGAAUAGCCACCAGACAGCUGCUCUAGCACGCGUGGAGAGACACCGGUGGCCGGCGUGCCCAGACCGCGGAGCGGAGACCCGGGAGACCCCAGCAGAGCUGUGCAGACCGCACCCGGGUAGGGACCUAAGGCGGAGAGGACAGAUCCUGGCAGGGUUGCUGUAAAGUCAGGGGUCAACAUGACUGAACGCUUUGACUGCCACCAUUGCAAUGAGUCUCUGUAUGGCAAGAAGUACAUCUUGAAGGAGGAGAACCCGCACUGCGUGGCUUGCUUCGAGGAGCUCUAUGCCAACACAUGUGAGGAGUGUGGCACACCCAUUGGCUGCGACUGCAAGGACUUGUCCUACAAGGACCGCCAUUGGCAUGAAGGCUGCUUCCACUGCUCCAAGUGUGGGAGCUCGCUGGUGGACAAGCCCUUCGCCGCCAAGGAGGAGCAGCUGCUGUGCACUGACUGCUAUUCCAACGAGUACUCGUCCAAGUGCCAGGAGUGCAAGAAGACCAUCAUGCCAGGUACCCGAAAGAUGGAAUACAAGGGCAGCAGCUGGCAUGAGACCUGCUUCACCUGUCAGCGCUGCCAGCAGCCCAUCGGAACCAAGAGCUUCAUACCCAAGGACAACCAGAACUUCUGUGUGCCCUGCUAUGAGAAGCAGUAUGCCCUGCAGUGUGUGCAGUGCAAGAAGCCCAUCACCACAGGGGGUGUCACUUACCGGGAACAGCCCUGGCACAAGGAGUGCUUCGUGUGCACAGCCUGCAAGAAGCAGCUGUCCGGGCAACGCUUCACAGCCCGGGAUGAGUUUCCCUACUGCCUGACCUGCUUCUGUGACUUGUAUGCCAAGAAGUGUGCUGGGUGCACCAACCCCAUCAGUGGUCUCGGUGGCACCAAGUACAUCUCCUUUGAGGAACGUCAGUGGCACAAUGACUGCUUCAACUGUAAGAAGUGCUCCCUGUCCCUGGUGGGGCGGGGCUUCCUCACCGAGAGGGACGACAUCCUCUGUCCCGACUGUGGGAAGGACAUCUGAAGGCAGCGCAGCAGCCACACCUCGUGUUGCAGAGAUUCUGAUGUUUUCUUUUGUAGCCAGGCAAUGCUGUGUUCCGGUUCCCACCAGCCACCACGAGGCUUCCUCUCAAUGUCCCCAGCUUCAUGUUCAUUGAAAUCCUUUAGUUCUCUGCGCCACUUCAGUCCCAGUGGGGACUGUAAACCCUGGAUGAGAGGAUGCCUUGGAAUUUUGUAGAGACGCAAAGCAGAUUACAUGAAACAGUCCUCCCGAGUGUCUUUAAAAAUGCAUCCUUCUUUCACUGCCUAUUUAAUUUUUAAGUGCAAUUAACAUGUGUUAUGAAUGUGUUUUCAAGGGAGAGGUCAGAUUUGCAGCUUUGUAAUAUCCUUUUUGUGUAAAACCCAGAGUAAGAUUUAGAAUAAAAGUUAUUCAGAAUAAAACCUUUGGUCCAGUAUGGUGUGUGAAAUAAUGAUGAAAUGUUAGGGUCUCCCUUUAAAUAACACUUUUCUGGGAGGGCCACUGACCACUGCCUGAUGGGUCAGAGUGUAGGUUGGGCUGGGGUAGUAUUCAUCAAAACUCCACCACACCGUUUCAAGAAAGCCUUCUGGUAGCACCAUGCCUCUGUCACUAACUUUUCUUCCUCACAAGCUCUCCUUCUCUUGGGACACAAAUAUUCUACAUUUAAUUCAUGAAUCUAUGCUCCGGGAUAUGAAUGGCAGGAGACCCAGCUUGGCUCUGUCCCAUCAGCGCAGACUUGUGUAAGCCAACGGUUCUCAAUCUGUGGGGUCAUGACCCAUGGGGGGGCUGUCGAAUGAUCCUUUCAUAGGGGUUACAUAUCAGAUAUCCUGCCUAUCAGAUACUUACAUUACA